AUGUUUCGACGCGCGACCCCGUCUCAGGCUGCUCAGAACCAGCAGGUCAUCAAGAGCCUGCUGAAAAUUGAAUGCAACAAGAUCUGUGCCGAUUGCAAGCGCAACAAGCAUCCGCGAUGGGCUUCUUGGAACCUCGGAAUCUUCAUAUGCAUCCGUUGCUCGGGUAUCCAUCGGGGCAUGGGCACCCAUAUCAGCCGGGUGAAAUCUGUGGACCUCGACUCGUGGACCGAUGAACAAUUGCAGAGUGUGGUGAGAUGGGGUAACGCGAGAGCAAAUAAAUACUGGGAGGCCAAACUCGCUCCUGGUCAUGUCCCCUCGGAAGCGAAAAUCGAGAACUUCAUUCGCACCAAAUAUGAAUCCAAGCGGUGGGUCAUGGACGGACCGAUGCCCGACCCGGCGACUCUGGACGAUGGCGACGAUAAUGUGCCUCUUGCCGUCGUCAAAGAAAAGGCCAAAAUCGAGCGUUCCGCGUCCCAGCGAGUAGCGACUGCUAGUCAACCCCCCGUCACACACCGCCAACAGGCCUCCAUCGACUUCUUCAGCGACGACGAUCCCAUUGCACCGCCUGUUCGCCCUAGUACUACAGAACCUACCCGGGUGUCCGCACCUAAACAGUUGCAGCAGUCACAGCCUGCCGCGAAAGCCGCUCGCCCCGGCGACUCGUUGCUCGGACUCGACUUCUUUGGAAGCACCCAGGCCGCCCCUGCGAGUCGUCCCGCCAGCACUGUGUCUACACCUGGUUCGACGGGGAUGUCUCGACCCGAUUUGAAGCAGUCCAUCCUAUCACUAUACUCAAAGCCUCAGCCCCCUGUGCAACAUGAACGCCAGCCCUCGUUUGGCGACCUGACGUCCCCUCCCCCGCAAUCGGCAUCGUCAUCCAGCAUGGGCGGUUUGACCGAUGCCUUCAGCGGACUCAGCUUCCCAUCGACCACUUCCCCACCUCCUCCCAAGCCAGCCGAUAAACCCUCGCCCUUUGCCAACCUGACGAGCUUCACCAGCACCAAGUCCACCCCGGCAGCUCCCAAGAUCUCCUCGCCCACCGCGUCCGCCAGUAGUGGUCUCGGCGGUGGCCUGUUCGAUAGCCUGACAUCCCCGACCCUCCCCCCAGCAAAGUCCCAUUCCCAGCCCCGCACCACGUCUAUCUCAUCUAACGGCCACGGUCUUGGGUUCUCCGGCUUCGAGUCCGGCCCGCCCCCAUCCAAGCCGACUCCAGGGCAGUCAUCCUUCUCCGACGACCUCUUCGGCUUCUCCUCGCCCCCGACCUCGACAUCUCCCGCUCCCGCUCCACCACGCAUGACAAAAUCUCCGCAACAGGAGCUCAAGUCCGCUUUUAACCUGAGCGGCCCUGCCCCUACUCCAGCGCGGGCCCCGGCUCCUCCCGCCCCGAAACCAGUCACAUCUACUGCAUCGACCGCGUCCGUUACAAGCAUGAUCCCCAACCUCGACCCCUGGGGAGGUAACGCCUGGAACACCCCAGAGCCUGCCCCUGCUCCCGCUCCUGCCGCGCCCUCAAGCGCAUCCAUGAUGAAGGUCCCCGACACGCUGACGGCUAAUGACAUCGGUGCCGGCUGGGGCGCCCCCGCCUCAUCUGCCGCAAGCGCGAAACCGGCGCCCACUGUCGCGGCCGAUGAGGAUUUCGGCGGCUGGGCCAGCGCGGCCCCUGUCCCCCCGGCUUCGAUCACGACUACCUCGAAACCUCCCUCUAAACCGGCUGGCGGGUUUGGCGGUGCUGAUGAUCUCUUUUCUAAUGUUUGGGAGUGA
This is a messenger RNA of Aspergillus clavatus NRRL 1, 1761 nucleotides long. RefSeq names its product stromal membrane-associated protein. The transcript is spliced from 5 exons. Gene Ontology annotation, cellular component: Golgi apparatus. The record is from RefSeq and is a predicted model, not a curated record. Lineage: Eukaryota; Fungi; Ascomycota; Eurotiomycetes; Eurotiales; Aspergillaceae. Gene Ontology annotation, molecular function: GTPase activator activity; metal ion binding. Gene Ontology annotation, biological process: intra-Golgi vesicle-mediated transport; endoplasmic reticulum to Golgi vesicle-mediated transport; endocytosis. The coding region runs from base 1 to 1761 and encodes 586 amino acids.